This is a messenger RNA of Drosophila virilis, 1384 nucleotides long. RefSeq lists its product as uncharacterized. Lineage: Eukaryota; Metazoa; Arthropoda; Insecta; Diptera; Drosophilidae. The record is from RefSeq and is a predicted model, not a curated record.
UUUUUUCAGUUAUAUUUCAUCGGCAUACAGAUCGGGUUACAAGCACGCUUCAAACUUUUAGAAAUUCGCUUGGCGCUCGCAAAACUUUUCCGUUUCGGUUUUAAAAUUCAAAACGCCCACAAAAUAGCAAUGGCGUCGAAUAGCAACAAUAGCAACAGCAACAACAACACCACCACCAAUACGACUACCACCACCAACAACAACAACACCAACAACAACAACAACAACAACACCAACAAUAAUCACUACAACAACACAACUACCACCAGAACCACUGACAACAAUACGAACAGCAAUACUAACAACAGCAACAACAACAACAGCAACAGCAACAGCAACAACAACAACAAUAACAACAACAACAACAAUCACAACAACAGCAACAACAACAACCACAGCAAUAUUUUGAUCAACCGACGCCGCCGCCAUAGACAGAACAUUUAUGACUAUAUGGAACGCAUGGAGAUGCCGAUGAUGUUGCCGUUGACGAUGCCGACACCGAUGCCGAUGCCGAUGCCGAUGCCAAUGACGAUGCCAAUGACGAUGAUGACCCCGAUGCGCGGCCAUAUCGAGCGGUAUGCGCGACAGCCGAUGCUGCGGACCAGAAGACAGCUGGGCGGCUGGGGGGCGAUGGGCAAUGAGGGCCAGGCUGGAGAUGUUGGUAAUAUUGGCGAUAAUAAUCAUGUUGUGGGCAUACCCACCGUCGCGCCCGCUAACCAUAUGGCCCACAUGGGCGGCGGCGAUGCAGAGAUCAUAUUUGAGGCGCCAUUGGCGCCGCAGCAUCGCGGCGCCGGCGAUGGCGUGCAGGGGGAGGCGGCCCAGCCGCAGCCGCAGCGAGUGAUCCAGCCGCCAAGACGGGAGACACUGGAGCAGCGUCGCGAGCGCAGCGUGCAACAAAUACUGCGCCUGUGCGACUUCAUACAGCAGCAGCUGGCGACUAUUGCCGCCCAGAUCGAUGCCUACGAGAGGAAACUGGCCCAGCACAAUGCCCAGUCACCGUCGCCCCCGGAGCCCGACGGCGAUGUCAUAUAGAGCUUGCAUACCGUGCAGCCGCUCUUGGGGAUGCUGGAGGAGAUGGGCACUGGAUCUGCAAGAGUUGGAUGAGCUGCGUUGCUGACGCUCAGUUCUCUGAUCUCGGCUUCCGUAUUCGCACAAAAUUCGCUAAUUGUUGGCGUGUUUCAUUUUGUUUGCACAUUUUAAUCAACAAUUCCUUUUCCAAUCCAAAAUUGCCUUCGAGUGCACGUGUUAUCGUUGGACGCACAAUUGAAGCAAGUAAAAUCUUAUAUUUUGUAUACCCGGUACCCCUUGCAAAAGUAGAGGGUAUAAUGACUUGUGCCAAUGUAUAUAACAGGCAGAUAGACGCUUCAGCUUACCCUAAAGAGUA